Messenger RNA from Arachis ipaensis, 627 nucleotides. The record is from RefSeq and is a predicted model, not a curated record. NCBI's taxonomy places the organism in Eukaryota, Viridiplantae, Streptophyta, Magnoliopsida, Fabales, Fabaceae.
AUGUCUGAGCAAAUAAAAGAAUGCCAAGCAAUUCAACUAAGGAGCGGCAAAACAUUGGGCACUCAGAAUCAGAAUAAGGAGGAGCAGGAUGGGGGAGAGCCACCAGAGAGUAAUGUUAUAGAAAUAAAGAAAGCCAUAAAGGGCACUGAACACCCAAAGAGGAGUGAAAUGGACGUUGCACAGGCCCUUGAACAAAUGCCUCUAUAUGCUAAGAUCAUGAAGAAAAUACUGAAUAACAAGAGGGAUUGGAAGGAAGUAGAGACAGUGGUGCUUACUAAGGAGUGUAGUGCAGCCAUUCAGAGGAAUCUUCCCGAGAAACUACAAGACCCCGGGAGCUUUAUAAUUCCCUGUACCAUUGAAAACACUCUUAUUCGGAAGCCCUUAUGUGAUCUAGGAGCAAAUAUCAACCUCAUGUCGCUAUCAUUGAUGAGAAAGCUCCAAAUUGAGGAAUUAAAGCGUACACGCAUCUGUCUCCAGUUAGCUUACCGUUCUAUCAAGUUCUCGUUCGAAGUGGUGGAAGACUUACUUGUGAAAGAUGGCCAUCUAGAAGGGAAACGGAAAACUUCUAAAUGGGACGAACAACAAGUUGCUUUGCACAAUCUUUUGAAGAAAGCGCAUCAGUUGUAG